Molecule: messenger RNA, 4420 nt
Organism: Mastomys coucha (southern multimammate mouse)
Lineage: Eukaryota; Metazoa; Chordata; Mammalia; Rodentia; Muridae
Gene: Klhl9
Product: kelch like family member 9
Exons: 1
Coding region: 520-2373 (617 amino acids)
Biological process (GO): regulation of cytokinesis; protein ubiquitination
Cellular component (GO): Cul3-RING ubiquitin ligase complex
Molecular function (GO): cullin family protein binding; ubiquitin-protein transferase activity
Source: RefSeq, a predicted model, not a curated record
AAGCGCAAUUGCUGUGCAGCCGCUCCUAGCCCGGGGGAUCCUGGGAUUCGGCCUUUCCGGAAGGUCGGGCUGGGUGUCGGUGUUAGGCCGCCGCCGUUCUAGGCCCACGUCGGAAUUCCAGGCCCUGCUCCGAGCCCAGUUGGUGGCCGCGGCGACCCAGCGGGGAUCGCAGAGGACGCAGCCGCUGCUCGCUGAGGUGCUGAGCCUUGGAGGGCGGCAGCCGGGGUGCGCAGGCCGUGGAGGCCCCACCCCCGCCCUGAGCGCCGCGGCGAAGGACGACAGCCCGGGCCGCCCGGACGCGGUGAAGCGGUCACGUAACUGCCUCGGGUGAUGAUUCACCCGCUCUCCUGUCAGAUUUGAGGUGCGUACUGCUGCCGCAGAGCGGACGUCAGCGUGCCCAGAGCGGUGCUGCUGCUGCGACCGCUUCAGCGCCCUUCGUUCGGCAGGCCCGCGUUUGCCCGGAGCGUUCUCUUUGUAACGUCUGCGGCCUGCAGCUCGGGUCGAGCUCUGGGUUCUCCCAUGAAGGUGUCUCUCGGUAACGGCGACAUGGGCGUCUCGGCCCACCUGCAGCCUUGCAAGGCUGGAACUACGCGGUUUUUUACCAGCAAUACGCACAGCUCGGUUGUAUUGCAAGGCUUUGAUCAGCUCAGAAUCGAGGGGCUGCUUUGUGACGUGACUCUGGUGCCUGGCGACGGGGAGGAAAUCUUCCCGGUCCACAGAGCCAUGAUGGCGUCUGCCAGUGAUUAUUUCAAGGCCAUGUUCACGGGAGGAAUGAAAGAGAAAGAUUUGAUGUGCAUUAAGCUUCAUGGCGUGAACAAAGUUGGUCUGAAGAAAAUCAUUGAUUUUAUUUAUACUGCAAAACUGUCUCUUAAUAUGGACAAUCUUCAGGACACUCUUGAAGCUGCCAGCUUUCUGCAAAUCUUGCCGGUUUUGGAUUUUUGUAAAGUGUUUCUUAUCUCAGGCGUCUCUUUAGAUAACUGUGUUGAAGUAGGACGGAUUGCCAACACCUAUAAUCUUAUCGAAGUGGAUAAGUACGUAAAUAAUUUCAUCCUGAAGAACUUCCCAGCCUUGUUGAGUACAGGGGAGUUUCUCAAACUCCCCUUUGAACGGCUCGCCUUUGUGCUUUCCAGCAAUAGUCUCAAGCAUUGUUCUGAACUCGAACUCUUCAAGGCAGCCUGUCGCUGGCUGAGGCUGGAAGACCCUCGGAUGGACUGUGCUGCAAAAUUAAUGAAGAAUAUCCGCUUCCCACUGAUGACGCCACAGGAUCUCAUCAACUAUGUGCAGACAGUAGAUUUCAUGAGAACAGACAAUACCUGUGUGAAUUUACUUUUGGAAGCAAGCAAUUACCAGAUGAUGCCAUAUAUGCAGCCAGUGAUGCAAUCAGACAGAACUGCCAUUCGGUCUGAUUCUACUCAUUUGGUUACCUUAGGAGGAGUUUUGAGACAACAGCUAGUUGUGAGUAAAGAGUUACGAAUGUACGAUGAAAGGGCGCAGGAGUGGAAGUCGUUAGCCCCCAUGGAUGCUCCUCGAUACCAGCACGGCAUUGCUGUUAUUGGAAAUUUCCUUUAUGUAGUUGGUGGUCAGAGUAAUUAUGAUACAAAAGGAAAAACUGCUGUUGAUACAGUUUUCAGAUUUGAUCCUCGUUAUAAUAAAUGGAUGCAGGUGGCAUCAUUGAACGAAAAGCGCACAUUCUUUCACCUGAGUGCCCUCAAAGGACAUUUAUAUGCAGUUGGUGGGCGCAGUGCAGCUGGUGAACUGGCCACAGUAGAGUGUUACAACCCAAGAAUGAAUGAAUGGAGCUAUGUUGCAAAAAUGAGUGAACCCCACUAUGGCCAUGCUGGAACAGUAUAUGGAGGUUUAAUGUAUAUUUCCGGAGGAAUUACCCAUGACACUUUCCAAAAUGAGCUCAUGUGCUUUGACCCAGAUACAGACAAAUGGACACAGAAGGCUCCUAUGACUACAGUUCGAGGUCUGCAUUGCAUGUGUACAGUUGGAGACAAGCUGUAUGUCAUCGGUGGCAACCACUUCAGAGGAACAAGUGAUUAUGAUGAUGUCCUAAGCUGCGAAUACUAUUCGCCAACUCUGGACCAGUGGACACCAAUUGCUGCUAUGCUACGAGGUCAGAGUGAUGUUGGAGUUGCUGUCUUUGAAAACAAAAUCUAUGUUGUUGGUGGAUAUUCUUGGAAUAACCGGUGCAUGGUAGAAAUUGUCCAGAAAUACGACCCAGAAAAAGAUGAGUGGCAUAAAGUUUUUGAUCUUCCAGAGUCGCUUGGUGGCAUUCGGGCUUGCACUCUCACAGUUUUUCCACCAGAAGAAAACCCUGGGUCACCUUCUAGAGAAUCACCUCUUUCAGCACCUUCAGAUCAUUCUUAGAUCCAAGGUGUACUACCUUUUCAGUGUAUCAUGGGUGGUCUUGUACGUCCCCUUCAAUUGUCUCUCCUUAUUGCUACAGUUAAUAGAAAAAGGUAACUUAGGGUUUUUUUGUUUUUUGGUUUUUUUUUUUUGGUUUGGCUUCAUAUUGUUUAUUAAAUGACUAACAAGUGCAUUUUGAAAAGUAUUAAAUAAUAUUCAGCUGUUUUAACAAGUGAAAAAGAUAUAGAAAAUUAGAUGUUUUUGUGGUGUUGCAUAUGUCAAAUUGUAGAUGAUCAUAGUAAAUGUGUAAUUAUGUCUAUUAUACUAAAAAAUUGAAACAUUUGAUUUGACUGAAACAUUAAAUGGAGGUCCCCUGUUCUAACCUAAAAUAAAGAUUGCCAAGGUGCAGCUACCUCCUUGGAUAGUUUUGGACAAUCUGUUAACUAGGCUGUGUGAUUAGUCUUAGAAUAGUUGAAGUUUCUUAGGUAGACAGAAAUAGUAACGAUAUAAACUACAAGAAACAGGUCAGGACUUGUUAUCUCUCUGGAGAAAAAAUAAUAGGUGUGUACACUAGUCAGAUAUUCAUGCUCACACAAAAAUUUAUGUGUACAUACAUAUAAACUUUUAGACUUGAUCGAAACUUCAACUGUUGUGAACAUGACUUUAUUUUUCUUCCAGAAAGCAGCUAAUUUUAUUUCAGUGAGAAUUCAAUGCCAGAGAUUCCAUGUCUAAAGUCUUAAACAGAAUUUAGGUAGCUCAGGGCUACAACAAACCAAAUUGACAGCCAAAUUUGUCAUUUAAUGGAAUUGUUUCUUUAAAUGAAGUUUAAUUAGUUUUUCUGUGUAUUCUGUAGUUACAUUCAUUCAUAUAGAUUUUUUAGCAGAAGGCAAGUUUCAAAGAAUUUUUUUGUUUGUUUGUUUGUUUGUUUGUUUGUUUUUUGAGACAGGGUUUCUCCGUAUAGCCCUGGCUGUCCUGGAACUCACUCUGUAGACCAGGCUGACCUCGAACUCAGAAAUCCGCCUGCCUCUGCCUCCCAAGUGCUGGGAUUAAAGGCAUGAGCCACCACCUCCCGGCCUUUUUUUUUUCUUUUUUAAUCUUUUACCUGUGAAAUUUGGGAGUUAGGAAGGCAAAGAAGCAUUCUCAACAAAGCUCCAGGAUUUUAAGUUUAGUCUCCCGCCUCAGUCACUCUGACAUGUUUAUUAUGUGAUUUUGAGUGAUUUCUGGUGCUGCUGUAGCUGGUAAGCAGCCUGUAAUAUGUGAGCUGCCUCAAGGCUGUGAUCUGAGCAGAGAUACACCCUAUUCUGCAUCAAAUCAGAAAUAUGCCUUUUUAGCCUUGACUCAAGAAUAGAACCAACUUCAGAUCCCCUAAGAAGUCAGCUAAAGUAUGCCUUCAGUCUUCAAUACUGUGGGAAUACUUCUUGGCUGAGAAUUACAUGGGAAAAUCUUAAAGGGAACUUACCAGAUGAAUGGAAUUAUAGUGUCCCUUGGUAAUGAGUGAUACUAAAUAAGUACUUUCCUGGGAAAAUUGUUCAACUGAAGGAAAAAAAUAGCGUGCACGCGCACACACAGCGUGUCUAGUCCUGGGAGAGUGCCAGAGUGUAAAUCAGGAGCAAUACUAUUGGCAGUCCCUUAAUGUAAUUCAGACAAAGGAAAAGGAUUUGGCUUCUGGCAUCAGAACUUUACUUAACUGCCCAUAUAUACAUGUGUUGAUUCAUUUUAAUGCUUUUCAUGAUUUCUGCAUUGACAGAAUUUUCAUACUUUGUUUUUUUUUAAAUGACUGUAUUUUUUGUUGUUGUUAACUUCAGACAUAUUUGAGUGCUUUUAGAAGUUAAAGUAAAAAUUGCUACUAACUUUGUGUAUUGAAUAAGCAAGUAAGAAAUUGCAUCCUGAUUUUUUUUUUUUUCUUCUUUUACUAAUACCAAGAUUGAAUACUUGUGUGUUUUGAAUAGCUACAUUUUCCCUUUGGUCAAAUGUCAAUGUCCUUUUCCUUGUGAUAUCUUUUGGAGUUGCUUUGUUUUUCAUAUCAAGUUACCGGAUUUCUUUAUAUAAUAAAAUUACUUAACUGACA